AUACUCGAGUGAAAUGAAUACAGAAUUGUAGGCCGGAUUUAGCAUUAUAUUUCUUGUUGGGUGCCGUCAGAAUGAGAAUCCAUAUAGCUAAUAAAAAUAUCACAGUAAUCCACAAGUAAUCCAAACCACUCCAGUCCAUCAGUUGACAUCUUGUGAAGUGAAAAGCUGCUUGUUUGUCCAUUCAAACCCACCCUUAAAACAUCCAAACUGUUGCUUCUGACUAAAAUACAAAUCCAUAAUGCGGCUUUUUUACUUGUUGGUUUUUUAUGGUGUUUUUAAUCACCUGAUUGAACUCUCAUUCUGACGGCACCCAUUCAAUGCAGAGCAUCCAUUAGUGAGCAAGUGAUGUAACGCUACAUUUUUCCAAAUCUUUUCCCAUAAAGAAACAAACUCAUUACCAUCUUGGAUGGUCUUAGGGUGAGUUCAUUUUCAGUAAAUUCGAAAAUCAUUUUUCGGUGAAAUAUCCCUUUGACAUUUAACUCUUUCUUUAUGCUCCUUGUCUGUCCUGACUCACAAACACAAAAUGUCUACUUCAGUGUUUCUGUACUCCACCUAACUGACUGACCAUGUUCAAGAAAGAUUAUUAUUGAGAUGUCUUACAUACCUAUGGUAGAAGAAGUUUUUAUUUCACACAAAAGUUUUUGGAAGGAUUUCACAUAAACUAAGCUGACUUACUCUAAUACGUGACAACACCUUUUUUUCUCUCAUUUUAGCCCUCUCUCUCUGUAUUUUUCCCAUCAGUCCCUCCCAAUUUACUUUUUUUUCUGUUAUCCUCUCAUAUCUCGCAUUUCCUCAAGGAAUUAAGUAGGAGAGAAUGGCCCCCCUGGGCUCUUCUGAUUGGCCACAGGUGUUCCUGCUCUAUAGCUCAAAAGGAUCCAAAACAUCUUUUGUGUCUGACUCCCAAGUAAACCACUUGUUGUAAUAUCUUAGGUAUUGUCAAAAAUGGGAGUGCUGGAGACACUAGGUGUUGUAGUUUUAGUGACUCUAACACAGAUAUGGACCACUCAGGCACAAGAAUGCACCAUCAUUGCUAUAAGCUCUCCUACGGCUUCAUCACUGCUGGUUCAAUGGAACAGACUCCAGGGAAUAACUAAUUAUUUUUUGGACCUUCGGGUUGUGAACGACUCAAACAGCAGUCCAGUUGUAGCAUCGGUGCCCGGGAGUAUGUCAAUGAGAGAGGUCUUUGGUUUGAAGCCGGGGACAUGGUAUAAAGUCAUUCUUAAAGGGUUUCUGAAUUUUACUCCUUCGUGUACGGUUUCAAGAUUAGCAUUAACAGCACCAGAAACAUCCCAGAUAAUCUAUUCAAAAGCACUAUCAAGUACAGCCAUCUUGCUAGAAUGGGACUGGGUGCAAACAGCACAACAAUACUUUUUGCUAAUAAAUUCAACAUUGACUGGGGAGCGUUACAACAUGUCUCUUACAAACAAUAACACAGUGGUUGAAAAUCUACGACCGGCAACUACAUAUGACUGUUAUGUGGUCACAUCUAAUGCUGGAGGUCUAGGAGCAAGAAGCAGAAUACGCACCAUCACUACAUUGAUACAGCCUCCAGUGGUAAUUACAGUACUACAAAUCAGGCCCCAGUCUGCCCAAAUCAGUUGGCAACCUGUGGACAAGGUUCUAGUCUACCAAAUUACAGUCAAGAACUGGAAUUCCCUAAACACUACAAUAUAUUCAAAUACUGUGUUUGGCACCACAUUGGAUGUGCAGAAUAUUUCACCCUGUUCUUCAUACCAAAUCUCAGUGUCUUCACUUAAUGCUCUCUUGGAAGCUGGAGAACCCAGGCAGGUCAACUAUACCACAAGCACUCUGGGUCCAGUGACAUCGGUCUCAGUGAGCUACACCUGUGCUAGUGGAUCUGCUGUGGUAUCCUGGACAACUGUGCUUGGAGCCACUACCUACCGUGCCACUGCCGUAAGUCACAGCGGUACAGUCCUGUCCUGCUCCUCGAGCUCUACAGAAUGUGAAAUCAGAAAUCUAGCAUGUGGGGAGAACUACAUGGUACACGUCACCGCCCUGUCAGGCAACUGUGAGAGCACUGGCAAUGCCACCACAUCCUUCCAAACAGUUCCCUGCGCCCCAUCCGAUCUGAUGCUGUACCGGGAGUGCAGCAGCAAUGUCAUUGUCUUUUCCUGGGCUCCAAACAAUUACUCCGCUUAUUACUAUGCGAGGGGCGUGGACUCCACUGGCAAGGUGAUGGAAUGUAUGACCACGGAAACAUCCUGCUUUUUUACUGACACCAAUUGUGGACGCCUUUACAACUUCACCGUCUCUGGUUCUUCAUCGUCGGGCAGAGAGCAGUGUAGCACUGCAACCAGUUCAAUGAGGCAAAUCCGAACUGCACCCUGCCGAGCAAGGAACAUGCGCACAUCAGUGGACUGUCAGACUGGACUUUUGACCAGCAGCUGGGAAGGUGCAGAUGGAGCACUGCGGUACACCGUGGAUGCUUUUGGUAACCGUGGAAAUCAGAGCCACUAUAUGUGUAGCUCACUAAUCCAGAGCUGCACAAUCUCCGACAUAAACUGUGGAGAAAGCCUUACCAUGUUAAUCAGUGCUAUGGACAAUGAGUGCUCCAGCGUUCUGUCUCUGGGAGAAGUAGGUCAGACUGUCCCCUGCGUACCUCAAAAUGUGUCUGCAUUGAUGGACUGUGGCUCAGAUUCCAUCACUCUGACUUGGGAGGCUUCAUUAGGUGCUUUUCUCUACUUUGCCACGGCAGUGGAUCAGCUCGGGACUGCUCACACUUGUACCUCAUCAGAUACGAAGUGCAAGUUCAGCGGGCUCCGCUGUGGGUCCAUAUACAAUGCCUCCUUAAUUGCAUCCAACAGCCACUGCAACAGCUCUGUCAGUGACUCCAUCAGUGUAGAAACAGCUCCCUGUCCCCCUGGGAGUGUAGAAGCUCUUCUGGACUGUCAAGAGAACCAGGCGCUAGUGAGCUGGCUGGGAACUCGGAGUAUAAAAUCCUUCACUGCCACCAUGGAGGACCAGUAUGGUGGUCUUCUUAGUUGUAGCACCACUGCCAACAGCUGCCGGAUCCCCAACCUCAAGUGUGGCCAGGUUUAUGACAUUAGCGUCAUUUACCAUGAUGGAAUCUGUCCCAGCAUGCCUUCCCAUGCCAUACAAAUGAAGUCUGUGCCAUGUGGUCCAACAAAUGUUCGGGCUGAGGUGCAGUGCCCCUCAGGUGUUCUCUCACUCAACUGGGACAGAACAGAAGAUGCUGAGGGUUAUAUCUCCACUAUAGUCUCCAAGACCUCUGGAGAGCUGGUUUACUGCAACUCUACUCUGCCUUCCUGUAAUGUGAGCAAUCUGCAGUGUGGUGAUUCAUACUCUGUACAGGUCAGGUCAUACAACAGCUCCUGUCUGAGCAUGCUGAGUUCACCUCUAGUGAUAAGAGAGGUGCCAUGUGUGCCUACUAAUGUGACAGCCAGACGGACCUGUGGCAGCAGUACAGUGGAGGUAUCGUGGAGUGCAAGCCGUGGUGCUCAGUCCUAUGUUGCUGUUGCUGUGAGUGAUGACAGGCAUCGUACAAAGUGCUCCUCCAACACAACAACAUGUAGCAUCCUUGACCUGCACUGUAGCAGUGUGUACUCCAUCAGGGUGGUUGCUGCAGAUGGCAACUGCUCCAGCUGGGAGAGUCAGAAUUUUACACUGCGCACAGUUCCCUGCCCACCAACUAACGUCCAGAGCACUAUGAACUGUAGUACCAACUCCGCCACUCUGUCCUGGACUGCCAGUCCUAACGCAGUGUCCUACAGAGGCAGGGCUUCAGGCAGAGACGGCCACAAUGUGACGUGUGAUGUCAGGACUCCAGGGUGCCAGUUAAACGGCCUGCACUGUGGACAGGAGUAUGUGUUUGUCGUAACUGCUUCUGACGGAAGCUGUGAAAGUCCAGACAGUGUCGAGAACAGACAUGAGACAGCACCGUGUGCGCCUCAGAGUGUGUCCAGAUUCAUGGACUGUGCCUCUAACAGCCUGAACGUAAGCUGGGCUCUCGGUCUCACAGCUCUAAACUACACCGUCCUCGCCAGGACUACAGGUGGCGCUGUGCUCAGCUGUACCACAACGAGCUCCGGUUGUAUCAUCACUGAUCUGCAGUGCAGUAAGAACUACACUGCUGUGGUCACAGCAAACAACGGAGAGUGUCAAGGGCCAGAGAGCGUGACCAGUCCUGUCCAAACAGUGCCGUGUAUCCCAACGUCAGUCCAUGCCAAUGUGGAGUGUUUGAGUAACACAGUGAGCGCAUCAUGGGGUCCGGUAGCUGGAGCUGUGUCCUACACUGGUGUUCUGACUGGCCCGGGCCAAUACAAUGAAUUCUGCCUGACCUCUGGCCUCGCCUGCUCCUUUAAGGGUCUGACCUGUGCGCAAACCUACACGCUAAAUGUCAUCUCUCACGACAGCCGUUGCAACAGCCCAGUCAGCCCAAACGUCUCUGUCACAACAGCUCCCUGUGACCCUGAGAGUGUGACUGCAGUGCUCAAGUGUGACUCUCGUACGGUAAAUGUGUCGUGGCAUGCUGCCGCUGGUGCCAGCACAUACACAGUCCUGGCACACACACAGGAUCAGAGCAUUCCUCCCUCUUCCUGUAAGACCUCAGCCACUUCCUGUGACCUCACGCAAAUCCACUGCGGGGAGUUUUUUAAUGUCACAGUGCUUGCUGAUGACGGAACCUGCAACAGCUCAGCACGGGCCAGCACUACACUGGAGUCGGCACCAUGUCCUCCGACAAUGAGGUCUCCUUCACUGAACUGCAGCACUAAUGCAGCCCUGGUGUCCUGGGUGAAGGACCCAGAUGCUGUGAGUGUCCGUGUCAAUGCCGCCUCUGUCCUGGGACACACUGUCACCUGCAGCUCUUCUGCAAACAACUGUUCCCUGGAUGCCUUGCAAUGUGGUCAGACGUAUACUGUGUAUGCUGUGGCCCAGGGCCCUCAGUGUGAGAGUGCACCUAGUGCUCCAUUCAAUAUAACCACAGCCCCCUGCACCCCUGCUGAAGUGAGCGCUAACUACGGCUGCGGCACCAGCACAGAGCUGAGCUGGACUGACAGUCUGGGCCGAGAGAGCUUCUAUGUGCUUGCACAGACAAACGGUCACUCGGGCUCCUGCAGCACAGUCCAGACCCACUGUUCCAUCAAUUCACUGAGAUGUGGAAGUCUUUAUAAUGUCUCUGUGGAAUCAAUCUCUGGACACUGCAACAGCAGCCAAGCAGCUCACACGCAGCUGCAGACAGCCCCUUGUGCCCCAAAGAAUGUGACUGUAAGACUACAGUGUUUGAACAACACCGCUGUUGUGUCCUGGGAGGGAAGUCCUGGUGCUGUGGGCUAUAACGUCACUGCUGUGGGCCAUGAUGGGGAUAUCAAGUACAGAACCGUCACUGGCACCAGUUGUCAACUACCCAGCAUGCACUGUGGUCAGACCUAUGAUGUUGUAAUCACACCCUUCUCUCAGACGUGCACUGGCUUCCCAACCGCUCCCUACACUUUCAAUGCAGGUUCUUGUCCUGCCAGUGAUGUUCAAGUUUCUCUACAAUGCAAUGGUAAUGUGGGACUUGUCCACUGGACUGCCGCUAAGAAUGCUGAAAGUUACAUUGCCAUGGCAACAGGUAGGGAUGGCCACACCCACACUUGCACCUCCAGUGGCACCAACUGCACCUUCAGUGAUCUGCACUGUGGUGAGGACUACACUGUUACAGUGGCCACGGUGGAACGUGGCUGCCAAAGUCGACCCAGCACACCUGUCAAUCUAAAAUCAGCUAUCUGCCCACCCUCGAAUCUGGCUGGUUACACCAACUGUGCUACGGAUGACAUCAGCAUUACAUGGGACCCCACCCCAGAGUCCGGAGUCACUUACUUCCUGUUCGUCCAUCAGGUGUAUGGGCUGAACUCCACCUUCAGCACAAUGCAAACAUCAUACAUUAUGACAGGGUUGCACUGUGGAAUGAGUUUCAUCGUACAAGCAGCUGCUCAGGACAGCACCUGCACCAGUCCAUACGGAAGCCCAACACAGAUCUACACAGCUCCCUGUCCACCCAGCAGCCUGACAGCUGCUGCUAGCUGUGGCACAAACAGGGUCACCAUCAGCUGGCUGAAUGGCACAGGGGCGCACUCCUAUACUGCCAAUGUUGUGGGAAACAAUGGACAAACUGUCUCCUGCACAUCCAACACCACCUCCUGUUCUGUGAAGGUUGAGUGUGGACUCACAUAUACAGCCACUGUGGUUUCCACAGUUGGCCUCUGCAACAGCACCACUAACAACAGCAUCCAUUUUGACUCGGCCGAUUGCCUGCCUAGUAAUGUGAUGGCGCAGUUAGACUGCAAUUCUGACAUGCUAGCUGUACAGUGGGACGCCAGUGCAAACAACCCUGACUCCUACACAGCCCUGGCUAUCGGUACGGAUGGCACUCAACUCUCCUGCAGCACAAGCUCUACUUCCUGUACCAUUCAGAACUUAAGAUGUGGCCAGACUUAUAGCAUUGCUGUGAUCACAUCCAACAUUAACUGCGGAGUCAUUGAGGGUUCAGACUACCAAAUCGAGACAGCCCCCUGUCAACCACAGAGCCCAACUGUUCAACUGGAGUGCAGCACUAACAUUGCUACGGUAAUAUGGGACAAUAAUGGAGCAGAUCAGUUUGACGUGGUGACUGCGCUCAACUUUACCGGUGGUGCGAUGGUGUGUAAUAGCACAAAUAGGUCUUGCACAUUUGCACAGCUAGACUGUGGUGAGUCGUACUUACUCAGUGUGGUUGGAUUCAAUGGAAACUGCACCAGUGAACCCAGUGAGAGCUUCAAUCUCAAUACAGCUCCCUGUAUGCCAACUUUUGUUGUGGCGACCACAAACUGCGACUCCAUCACCACUGUAUCCUGGGAUUCUGCCCGUGGUGCCAGCAGUUACACUGUUCAUGCCGUGAGCACCUCAGGGCACAACAGCACAUGUACCAACACAGAUACCACCUGCUCUUUCCCAGACCUGGACUGUGGACAAAACUACACUAUAACAGUCACAGCUGAAGAUGACAACUGUGUGAGCCUGACCAGUGCACCUAUCACUGUCACAACAGUUCCAUGUCCACACUCUGAUCUACAAGCAACACUGGACUGCAGCACUGACUCUGCUCUGAUCUCAUGGACACCCGGUAGGGGCAAUUUGAUUUAUAACGCUUCUGCAGAGGGCUUUGAUGUUAAUCACCAAGUCAGCUGCAGUACACCCGGCUCCACCUGCAAUGUCACCAACCUGCACUGUGGCAGCCGUUACCAAGUCACAGUGAGCGGAGAAGGGCUCACCUGCUCUGACACAUCAGAUGAAUGGAUUGCCCUUGAGACAGCACCAUGUCCACCUACUCAGGUGUCCAUCCAGUCAUCCUGUGACUCAGACACUGUGUCCGUUUCCUGGCAAACCUCUCAGGGAUCUGUGUCCUACAUGGCUGUUGCCGAGAGCAGUGGAGGUCACAGGGCAACUUGCAACACCAGCAGCCUCGCCUGUGAUAUUACACACCUGCAGUGUGGACAGACUUAUCAAAUUUAUGUUUCUGGUGUGGAUGGCGAUUGUAUUGGAUCCAGAAGUGAAGUUCGCCUUCUUGAAACAGGGCAUGGGAAUGUUCCCACAAUAACAGACCGACAGGUCAAGCCCAUCACUUGUGUGCCUCAGAACGUGCAAACUAUCCUGGAGUGUCAAGCCACUGUUCUCGACAUUACCUGGCAGCAGACAGGUCAAGCCCAUCACUACCACUCCACAGUGCGGAGCAGCGAUGGUCAAGUGCUGGGGUGUGACUCUAAUACAACCAUCUGCCAAGUUCCCAACAUCCUCUGCGGACUGACUUAUAGCGUGACGGUGGUCGCUUAUAGUCAAACCUGCAACAGUUCCCAAAGCUCUGUGCAACAUGUCACCUCAGCCCCUUGCCCACCAGAUGUUAUCUUUGCUGUCUUGGACUGUGAUUUAAACACUGUGUCAGUGUCCUGGGACUCUAGCGUAGAUGGUGUCCUCUACAUCGCACAAGCCUUUUACUCCAAUAACAACAACGAUUACUACAUGUGUAAUACCACAGAAACCAGUUGUGAUAUCACUGUGACCUGUGGCAUGGAUUAUAAUGUGUCUGUAGUGCCAUUAAGGGAUGGCUGCACUGGGGAGAACUCACCGGUCCAGAAUGUUACGGCAGCUCCUUGCGUUCCCCUCAUGUUGGAUGUUGAAAUGGAUUGCCUGUCUGAUUCGGCUUGGCUGACAUGGGAAGAGUCAGCAGGGGCCGAGCUCUACAUCGCCACAGCAACUGACAGUGAUGGAUUCGAGUACCAGUGUAACUCAACUGAGGGCCAGUGCACAGUUGAACAGCUACAAUGUGGAAGAUUCUACAACUUUAUUGUGUUUGCAUCUAACAGUCAAUGUGACAGCCCCAUGAGCAGCACGUUGCAGACCGAGACAGCCCCUUGUCCACCUCAGAAUGUGACCACGUCUGUGGGGUGUGACACUGGUACGUUGAGUGUGUUGUGGGACGAGAGUGUUGGCGCGUUAAGCUACACUGCCACAUUGGAGCGUACAAAUGGAGAGACCACCUGGUGCACGGCAAGCUCCACUUCCUGUGAGGUCACUUCCCUUCCCUGCAGCCAGAUGUAUGUCCUGACAGUCACUGCUGAGGGAAGGACAUGCAACAGCUCUCAGAGCCUUAAGGUCAUCAUACGGUCAGUUCCCUGUAUUCCGGAGAGUCUGGUGUCCAGUACUAGCUGCAGUGAUAAUGUAGUCACCAUGUCAUGGGUGAGCAAUGAAGCUGUGAGCAGUGAGCUUUAUACAGUCCAGGCCUUCAGUGCUGAUGGGUUAUUCUCAGACAGCUGCUCAGGGUUUGGUCAGUCAUGUGAUCUCACAUCACUGAUGUGUGGUGUGCCUUACACUGCCACAGUAAUAGCACAGGACAGUGUCUGCACCAGUGCACCAAGUCAAGCUGCUUCAAUCAGGACAGUGCCCUGUGUCCCGGAUCAUGUGACUGCUAAUGUGAGCUGCCAAGGGAACGACCUGUCUGUGUUCUGGGAGGAGAGUGCAGGAGCAGACUUUUACACGGCUGUGCUUGAGGACAGUAAUGGCCAGUUCACAAGCUGUCAGAGCAUGAACCCCACCACUUGUACAGUUAACAGACUUGUCUGUGGACAGACCUACCGUGUCAGUGUGACAGCAUCAGACGGAUACUGUGACAGCUUGCCCAGUGCCAUCACUGAUGUUCAUUCAGCUCCUUGUAUGCCUCAUAACAUUCGGGCACUAAUUGAUUGUCAAUCAAGUAUGGCUGUAUUGUCAUGGCAGCCAGGCACUGGGGCAAUGCAAUACACAGCCACAGCAAAAAGUGAAUCUGGCCACGUGCUCAGCUGUGGAAAGAACAAAACUAACUGUGAGCUGACAGGACUGGCCUGUGGAGAGAGCUACAACAUUACUGUGUUAGCAGAAGGACAGACCUGCAACAGCACUGCAACCAUGAGUGGACAUCUGAAUACAGGUCCUUGUGCACCUCAGAAUGUUGAAGUUCAGUACAGCCUGUCUAUUGGCCAGCUGUCAUGGGACAGAAGUGUAGGUGCUUCUAUGUACACAGCACAGGCUGCCACUGAUCUGGGAUCAGUGUUGUCCUGCUCCACCAGUGACACCUCCUGUGCCCUCUAUAAUGUGUCCUGCAGUCAGACAUAUGACAUCUCAGUUACAGCACACAACAAUGUCUGCCGAGGAACUGCUGUGUCUGCGUCAACUACUCUAAACACAGAACCCUGCCCGCCCCAGAACGUGCAAACCCAUCUGAAUUGUGCAAGUGAUGUAGGGACCGUGUCUUGGGAGGAGAGUUUGGGGGCAGUGUCAUACGUGGCUUUCCUGGAGGGUCGCAAUGGACACAGCCUGUCCUGCUCCACAACUAGCUCCAGCUGCAGUGUGACGGGGUUGAUCUGUGGAGCGGUUUACAACACUCAAGUACGCGCCAUUGGAGAAAUUUACAACAGUACAGACAGCGAGACAAUUCUUUUCACAUCAGCCCCCUGUAAGCCAGUUUACGAUUCAGUGACUGUUGACGUGAACUGUGAGAAUGCCACUGCAUUGUUCAGCUGGGCUUGGAGCGGUGGAGCAGCAUCCUAUGAACUCACGGCUAUCAGUAACAAUGGCUACAUUUCCUCCUGUAUCUCUCAAGAGAAUUUCUGUAAUAUCAGCGAACUGGCCUGCGGACAGACUUAUACGGUCAGGCUCACAGCAAUCAAUGAUGAAUGUCAAAUUACCCAGGAAACAGGAGUGACCUUCCAAACACGCCCCUGUGCUCCCUUGUAUGUGAACGUGGACCUUCAGUGCAAGCCAAGCACAGCCAUAGUAACUUGGGAACAAAUGGACGAUGUGCUAUACUACCUUGUUAGCGCCACCCUCAGCACAGGAGAAUCAGAUACAAUCUGUAACUCUACAACUGACAGCUGUGAAAAGAGUGGGUUGCAGUGUGGAGUGGAGUAUGCCUUCACCGUCACUGCCUACAGUAGCCACUGCCAUAGUGACUUCAGCAGCACUGUACACAUUACAACAGAACCUUGUCAGCCAACUCAACCGACAGUUUCAGGAUCAUGUGAUAACAACACGGUUGUCUUAAACUGGAGUCACAGCAAAGGUGCACUAAGUUAUAAAGUGCACAUAACAAGCAACCUAGGAUACGACGACUCCUUCCAGACAUCUGAAUCUACACUAACAGUGGAGCUUCUUUGUGGACAGACCUACACCUUCACAACACUGGGGGAAAAUGGUGUCUGUGACGGCAUACCAAGCACACCCGCACAUUUUACCACUGCCCCAUGUGUGCCAUACCACAUUGAGACCUAUGCAGAGUGUGAAAAUAACCUUGGAGCUGUCAGCUGGGCAAGCAGUGAUGGCACAGAUAUUUACACUGCCAUUGCCAUAGGACAGGAUAACCACACGCAUGUCUGCAUAACAAAUACAACUUACUGUAUCUGGGAGGAACUGCACUGUGGAGAAAUUUACUUUGUCCAAGUCAUUGCCAAUGCCCAAAUCUGUAGCAGUGGGCCCAGUGAUGGCACAGUCAUCCACAUGGCGCCAUGUAUCCCUCAAAACCUGGUAUCCUCUUUCGACUGUGACAUGAGAGUGGGUUCCCUCAUUUGGGAAGCAAGUGAAAAUGCUGAGAUGUACCUGGUGUCUGCAGAAUCUACCAGCGGUCACCGGGUGGAACUCUCAACCAAUACCACAAGUGCACAAUUCUCUGAGUUCGAGUGUGGUCAGUCGUACUAUCUGACUGUGCAAGUUGUGGGAAAUGUAUGUCGGAGCCAACCCAGUAAUGCUUCAGUACUGCAGACAGAGCCCUGUACUCCCACAUCUGUCUUUGGCUUUACGGACUGCAUCUCCAACAUCGCUACUGUAUCUUGGGAGCCAGCUGAAGGUGCAGAAUACUACACAGCGACAGUGCAGGGCCCAAAUGGGCCUUUGGGAACAUGCAUGUCCUGGUUAUCGAGCUGUGGCAUGCCCAAACUGUCCUGUGGUGAAACAUACAAUGUUAGCGUGAUUGCCUCCAGUCGCCAAUGUAACUCCACACCCAGUGCGCUGAGUGCUCUUAACUCAGUGCCCUGUGUUCCUACAGGUGUGUCUGUGGUGCUGGACUGUGCCACUGCUGAGGCACAUGUGUCUUGGAAUGCAAGCAUGGGGGCGUUGAACUAUGUUGCUUACGCCUGGAGCAGAACAUUCAAUUUCAUGUCCUGUGAGAGCUCUGGGCCUGUUACACAUUGUACUCUUAAUGAUCUCAUCUGUGGAGAUAAUUACACUGUUCAAGUGAUUGCUGUUGGGGAUGAAUGCUCCAGUUUGCCCAGUCAGGCAGAACACUUCCGCACAGUUCCCUGUGCCCCGGAGGUUACUGCUACACUUGACUGCUACACUGACUCUGUGCUGCUGCAGUGGACUCCCACUGAUGGGUCUAUUUCCUACACUGCUAAUGCCGAGACACCAAAGGGGCUUGUCUCCACCUGCUCCAGCAACUCCACUAACUGUGAACUGAGGGGACUAGCCUGUGGACAAACAUACAAUGUUACUAUGAUAUCAUAUGAUGGACAUUGUCACAGCAUGCCUGGCACAGCCCUGGCAGUGGCAUCGGUGCCCUGUCCACCUGAGAAAGUGGAGUCGAAUUUGCUCUGUUCUACAAACUCUGCCCAUGUGCAAUGGAAUCUUGGGGCAGGGGCAGAAUCAUAUGAGGUGCAUGCCAUUAGCACAGGCGGCCAGAUGACAAGAUGUGACAGCACAAAUACUUCCUGUGUCAUGCCUAACCUUGGAUGCGGUUCUAUUUACAACAUCAGUGUGCUUGCCAUUGGCCACCAGUGUAAUGUGUCAAGGAGUGAGAUCACAACACUGCAUUCAGUGCCAUGUGUUCCCAACCACAUUCAGGCAAACCUGAGCUGUGGAUCUGGUGUGGUUGAUGUGUCCUGGCAGCCUAGCAAAGGAGCUCUCUCUUAUACUGCUGUUGCCCAGGGCAGUGGGGGCUUCGCAUCUUCAUGCAACAGCAGUAGUACUACAUGUGAGUUUAGUGAUCUACUGUGUGGACUCACGUACAGCAUCAGCGUGACUGCCUCCGACCGCGUGUGUACAAGCGCACCGAGUCAUAGUGUACAGCUGGACACAGUUCCGUGUGAGCCACAUGGAAUCGUUGCUCAAAUGGAGUGUAGCAGCCACACAGGUGUAGUGUCCUGGGAACAAGGAGAGCGUGUUGCCUCCUACCUGGUCCAAGCAUCCAGUCCAGAUGGGCACCAAGUAUAUUGUAGCAGCCCCACCACCAGCUGCAGAUUAGCCAGCUUGCACUGUGGCCAAGCUUACAACCUCACACUCACCGCCCAGGACAGCCACUGUAACAGUCAAAACGCCUUUUCUCAGUUACACUCAGUUCCGUGUGCACCUACCAGCGUGCAGGCUUCUCUUGUUUGCCUGUCUAACUCUGCGGCUGUGACGUGGCAAAGUGCCAGUGGGGCGUUGUCCUACCAGGCUGAGGGUAUCACUGUAGACGGCACCCAUAUGGUCUACUGCAAUAGCAGUGUGCCACACUGUAACCUAGAGCAUCUGCUCUGCGGGGAGACUUAUAAUGUGUCUGUGCUGUCUAUGGACCACACAUGCAGCAGCGAAGAAAGUUUGUUCACAAAAGUUCAUACUGCGCCCUGUCCUCCUCACACCGUUGAUGUCGAGGUGAACUGCUCUGCUGGCUCCAUGACUGUCACAUGGCCAGCCAAUCCAGAUGCAGAAUCUUUCCAUGUGAGGGCAGAGACCAGUGGAGGAGCUUUCCUGUCAUGUGAUUCCACCAGCACCAGCUGUUCAAUCAGUGGCUUGUCAUGUGGACAGUCAUAUUCUGUCACUGUAACAUCUGUCAGAGGAGGCUGUGAGAGCCGGCGCAGCACAGCUGUUAAUGUCACCUCAGCUCCUUGUGUUCCUCAAGGAGAGACAGGAAACCUGGACUGUGUUACCAACUCAGCUUGGGUGAAUUGGCUACAAGCAAAGGGGGCGGAGUCUUACACUGUACUGGCAGUGGAAAGGGGCGGAACCAACUCCAGCUGCUCGGCUACAGAUCUGCACUGCAAUGUUCCCGACCUGCUGUGUGGAGCCACGUACACCUUCCACGUUACUGCUGUGAACUCAUUCUGCAGAAGCACACCCGGCAACGCCUUCCAGAUUCAGACAGCUCCAUGUGCCCUCACCUCCAUCACGGCACACACGGACUGUUACAGCAGCCAUAUCACGGUUAGCUGGCAGAUGAAUGAGGGAACUUCCUUCUAUGUGGCCACAGCUGAAGGUCAUGACCAAAGCAUUUUGAUGUGCAACAGCACUGGCACGUCCUGUGACCUCUCCAGAGCGAAGUGUGGAAUGCAGUACACCAUUAUAAUUUCUGCGUCCUCCGACAAAUGCAGCAGCUUGCGGAGUCCCCCUCUUAAGAUGCACACAGCACCUUGUGCUCCUCAGAAUAUAACAGUGAACCCAGUGUGUGACUCAAACGGCAUGACGGCAGCAUGGUCACCUUCUCUGGUUGCCGAGUCAUACUCACUCACCGCCAGCAGUAUAGAUGGAGAUGUCCGCACCUGCAGAAGCACCGCAAACAACUGCACCCUGCUUCACCUGCACUGCGGGCAGAUUUAUGAUGUUAGCAUAACCGCUUCAGCUGGAAACUGCACCAGCAUGGCCAGUCAGCAGGUCACCUUCUAUAGUGUGCCCUGUGAGCCACAGAACAUGACUGUGGAAGUGCAGUGUGACACCAGGACUGCCACACUCUCUUGGGUGGAGGGCCAAGGUUCGCUGCAGUACUUCACAAUGGCUCAAACUAUAGAUGGGCACAUGCUUCACUGCGACACCACGAGCACGUCCUGUAGCAUUCACGGACUGACUUGUGGGAUGCUGUACAAUUUCAGUGCGCUGGCUUCGGAUGGAACCUGCAACAGCUCCCUCACGGUGCCAAUCCAGAGAGGAGCAGUCCCAUGUCCUCCUGCCACCGUGAGGGUGAGGACCCAUCUGAUGGCUGAUGCCACUCUAAUCAGGGUCUACUGGAAUUUUGUGUACUGUCCUGACGUCACGUACCUGGUACGGGUGACCGGUGAUAUCCAGGACAACCCAGAGUCCCUUAUGGAGGUGUCAUCCUACUGGACAGACAUCAGCUACUUUGAGUUUCCUGUUUCCUGUAGCUCCUCUUACAGUGUGACUGUGCUUGCACAAAACUCAGCUGGGAUCAGCAGACCAUCUCAGGCUGUUACUGGUGUCACAGUGCCCUGUCCACCGAUGAAUGUCACCUUCAGGGGGGACAGUUCCUCUGCCACAGUGGCCUGGAGGUCCUCAGCUCUUACCACAGGAUACAGGGUUUACCAGCUGAGCUCUGACGGCAGGGUGCCUGUCUGUCUCACCUCAAACCUCAGCUGUGAGGUCUCUGGCCUGCAGGCCUCUAAUGUUGCUGUGUCAGCCUGGAACACUGCAGGAGAGAGUCUUGCAUCUAGAGUAGCUACUGGUCAAACCUUAAACCGUCGGAAGAGAAAUCUGGAAUAUGCAAGGAUUUAUGCAUCACUGACCCCUGAAGAGCUGGCCGUCCCUGAGGUGAAGGUUGCAGUGACAGGACAGUCACUACAGGUGGAGUGGUCUCGGGUGACGGGGGCGGAGUCCUACACUCUGAUUGUAUACGAGGACAGCGAAGAACAGCCGAAGGAGGUUGUGUCCGUGUACAGGACUGAGAUUGCUACAGUUACUGAGCUAGAACCUGCAACACUUUACUGCAUCAUCGUGUCUGCCAAAAACACCAACAUCCAGAGCGCUUAUCCCCAGCCUGUGUGUGUCACUACUGAUGCCUCCGAGUAAACGGCCUUCCUGCAGGGUGGACUGUACAGGACUGUAGAUACAAAACGAACCAAAGUGGUGUUGAGUUCUCUGAACUAGCACCUUCUCUUUCUUAUAUUCCAUGAUUACUACUAAAAAGACAACAAAAUCAGCCUAUUUGUCAUAGCAGAAAAUCUAACUAAUAUAGUUAAGAAUUCUUGACUGAUUAUGUCCCCUUAACUAAUCCUUUUCCAAUGAACCCAAUCAUAAUAAAACAAAGUACUGAAUUCCUAUGAUGUUAUAUUUAAUAUAUAAUCAUUUCUGUUGAUUGAAAAACAUCGGCAAGUUCACUUAAAAUGAAGAAUAGAUGUGUAGAGAAUAUAGAUUGAUUGACCAUAGAAACAUGUAAUACUGUAACACGUAGUUUUUAAAGAAAGUUGUGUAUGUAUCUUAAAAAGUCAUUUUCUGUAACCAGGUCAUAAAAUGAUUUAAUCAAGAAUGUUUGUGUAGCUAGAUCAAAUAAAUGGUUAAUUUAUCCAGCACUAUUUUUAAACCAUACAUUGUAUUUUCUGAUGUAUACGUGGCGCUGUUAACGAACUGAAAUAGUACUUUUAUCAUAAAGCAAUAUGAAAGGUUUAAAGUCAGUGAAUGAAAACUUCACAUGCAAUACUGGUACUAAGUACUAAUAAUUUGAAUCUUCAUCUUUUCUUAUAAGCACCUAAGUAUAAUGCAACAUGCUUUUCUUCUAAAAAAUAAUGUUGCAUGAUUUUUCCUCAACAAUCUGAAAUCAAGAAUUUUCCCCCAGCCAUAAAGCCCUAGAAGUGCAUGAGAUUGUGAUACUAUUGAAAUUAAAUGCAUUUUUAUUUAAUGAAUAAUUUUAAGUUAGGAUGAUUGAUGAAAAAAAUAUUAAAUCACCGGUUUUAAUUAUCUGUAAAAUAAAAAUGUUGAAGAUGUUAACAUUACCUAACAUUACUAUCUCAGUGUCCAUUUCAAGUAGAUCAUUUGAAGUGUAGAGUUUCUUAACUAGUUGGUCACAACCAAUGUGUUGCAGCUUUUCUCCCGCAAAAAUAUCCAGACAACCAGAAGGACGACAUAGUAUUGCUACAACUAAACUGGGACGAUUUUGACAGUCACAGUGUGGAGCAAUGCUUUGC
Molecule: messenger RNA, 16406 nt
Organism: Cyprinus carpio (common carp)
Lineage: Eukaryota; Metazoa; Chordata; Actinopteri; Cypriniformes; Cyprinidae
Gene: fndc7b
Product: serine-rich adhesin for platelets
Exons: 58
Coding region: 943-15294 (4783 amino acids)
Molecular function (GO): protein binding
Source: RefSeq, a predicted model, not a curated record